AUGUCGCGAGCAACUCACCCACCCACCUUCCUAGUGAGCUUCCAACUCUUGAGCGUUGUGCUGGUAUUGCUCUUCCAUGCAGACAGCAUACAUGCGGAGAGCCCCAGCGAAUUGCCUGUGAAUGACACUGAGGAGUGUACUGGCUCGUACAUCUGCAAAAAGGGUGUGAUUUUACCAAUAUGGGAACCCCAAGACCCCUCAUUUGGUGACAAAAUCGCUCGGGCAACAGUGUAUUUUGUAGCCAUGGUGUACAUGUUCCUGGGAGUAUCUAUCAUAGCUGAUCGCUUCAUGUCCUCCAUCGAAGUCAUUACAUCCCAAGAGCGGGAAAUAACCAUCAAGAAGCCCAACGGCGAGACCAGCAAAACCACAGUGAGGAUCUGGAACGAGACUGUUUCCAACCUCACGCUGAUGGCCUUGGGGUCGUCUGCCCCCGAGAUCCUCCUGUCUGUUAUCGAAGUGUGUGGCCAUGGCUUCACGGCCGGGGACUUGGGGCCAAGCACAAUUGUGGGGAGUGCUGCGUUUAACAUGUUUGUCAUCAUUGCAAUCUGUGUUUACGUUGUUCCAGAUGGAGAGAUAAGAAAGAUCAAGCACUUGCGAGUGUUUUUUGUUACAGCGGCCUGGAGCAUCUUUGCCUACACUUGGCUUUACAUUAUUUUAUCUGUGUCUUCUCCUGGGAUUGUGGAAGUUUGGGAAGGUUUGCUCACCUUCUUCUUCUUCCCCAUCUGUGUGGUGUUUGCCUGGAUAGCUGACAGGAGGCUUUUAUUUUACAAGUACGUCUACAAGAAAUACCGAGCUGGCAAACAGAGAGGUAUGAUCAUUGAGCAUGAAGGUGACCGGCCCUCCUCCAAAGCUGAUAUCGAGAUGGAUGGAAAGGUUGCUAAUUCUCAUGUGGAGAACUUUUUGGAUGGGACACUGGUGUUGGAGGUAGAUGAGAAAGACCAGGAUGAUGAGGAAGCCAGGAGGGAAAUGGCUCGGAUCCUGAAGGAGCUGAAACAAAAGCACCCCGACAAGGAAAUUGAACAGCUUAUAGAGCUGGCCAACUACCAGGUCCUGAGCCAGCAGCAGAAGAGCAGGGCCUUUUACCGCAUUCAGGCCACUCGGCUGAUGACAGGAGCUGGCAACAUCUUGAAGAGACACGCUGCAGACCAGGCCCGCAAAGCCGUCAGCAUGCACGAGGUCAACAGUGAGGUGACAGAAAAUGAUCCCAUCAGCAAGCUCUACUUUGAGCAGGGUACCUACCAGUGUCUAGAGAACUGUGGCACUGUCGCCCUGACUAUCAUUCGACGGGGAGGCGACUUGACCAACACAGUGUACGUUGACUUCCGGACAGAGGAUGGGACAGCCAAUGCCGGCUCUGACUAUGAAUUCACUGAAGGGACAGUGGUCUUCAAGCCUGGAGAGACCCAGAAGGAAAUCCGUGUUGGCAUAAUCGACGAUGACAUAUUUGAGGAGGAUGAGAACUUCCUGGUCCAUCUCAGCAACGUCCGUGUGAGCACUGAGGCCUCAGAGGAGGGCAUUCUUGAGGCCAGUCGUGUCUCAACACUUGCCUGCCUGGGAUCACCAUCUACUGCCACCGUCACCAUCUUUGACGAUGACCACGCUGGCAUCUUCACCUUUGAGGAGCCAGUAACGCAUGUCAGUGAAAGUGUGGGGACUAUGGAAGUGAAAGUGUUGCGAACCUCUGGUGCACGAGGAAAUGUUAUUGUGCCCUACAAAACCAUUGAAGGCUCAGCCAAAGGUGGAGGAGAGGACUUUGAAGACACCUGUGGGGAGCUGGAGUUCCAGAACGAUGAGAUCGUGUAA
Messenger RNA from Eurypyga helias (sunbittern), 1803 nucleotides. RefSeq names its product solute carrier family 8 (sodium/calcium exchanger), member 1 (gene SLC8A1). The record is from RefSeq and is a predicted model, not a curated record. Lineage: Eukaryota; Metazoa; Chordata; Aves; Eurypygiformes; Eurypygidae. Gene Ontology annotation, molecular function: calcium:sodium antiporter activity. Gene Ontology annotation, biological process: sodium ion transmembrane transport; calcium ion import across plasma membrane; cell communication. The transcript has a single exon. Gene Ontology annotation, cellular component: postsynapse; axon; sarcolemma. Bases 1 to 1803 code for a protein of 600 amino acids.